Messenger RNA from Pochonia chlamydosporia 170, 834 nucleotides. Its product is annotated as ATPase, vacuolar ER assembly factor, Vma12. The record is from RefSeq and is a predicted model, not a curated record. NCBI's taxonomy places the organism in Eukaryota, Fungi, Ascomycota, Sordariomycetes, Hypocreales, Clavicipitaceae. The transcript has 2 exons. Bases 1 to 834 code for a protein of 277 amino acids. Gene Ontology annotation, biological process: vacuolar proton-transporting V-type ATPase complex assembly. Gene Ontology annotation, cellular component: endomembrane system.
AUGACCGCCUCCAUCGUGGACGGCUUGACGAAGCUUAACGAGCUUGACAAUCUCGUGGAGGGUAGCGAUGCCCAGCAAGAUACGGCGGACGAUCAGACUCUCGACCAGCAACAGAGCCUAGAUGCCGGGCCAUCGCUUGCCGAGCCUUCAGUUGGCAAACCCAUCUCGCACGGCCAGAUUGUUGACAUCUGGAAGAAGCUUCGAGCCUCAAAAGAGACUAGCUACACCUUGGAAGUGCUGCUGCGUGGCUCGCAAGUUUACAUCCCACCACCUCCGCCAAAACCAGAACCAACGGAAGAAUACAAAGCUCUAAUGGCCCGAUUACGGCACGAAGAAGCGCAGCGAGCCUACGAACGCAUGGUGAACCCACCUCCGAAAAUCGAAACUUUCAGCGACCGCUUCCCUACAUCCGCACAAGCUUUUUCGCAAGUGAAUCGACCGAUUCAUGCAUCGGACCUGGGUGACGAUGAUGUCACGUUGAAUGACGUCCAUCGGCAGGUCAUGCUUAUUAUCAACUUCCUCGUCAGCAUCCUGGGCGUUGCUGGCACGCUGUGGGUAAUAUCACGGUGGUGGAGCUUGCCAGCAAGGAUAUUCCUCACAAUGGGGGGAAGCAUAGUCGUUGCUGUUGCUGAGGUUGCUGUCUACUCGGGUUACAUGUGGCGGAUGGAUAAGGCGAAGCAAAAACAGAAGACUGCUAAGGAAGUUAAGCAGGUUGUUAAUACGUGGGUGGUUGGUCAAGAUGAGAAGGAUAAUGAUGAUGAUGCAGUGUUAUUACGACGGAAGGAGGAUGUGGAUGGAUCGGUUCGGAAGAGGAUAACGAAGCUAGCAAGUUGA